Messenger RNA from Thermothielavioides terrestris NRRL 8126, 1473 nucleotides. RefSeq lists its product as uncharacterized. Lineage: Eukaryota; Fungi; Ascomycota; Sordariomycetes; Sordariales; Chaetomiaceae. Gene Ontology annotation, molecular function: oxidoreductase activity, acting on paired donors, with incorporation or reduction of molecular oxygen; monooxygenase activity; heme binding. The record is from RefSeq and is a predicted model, not a curated record. Bases 54 to 1433 code for a protein of 459 amino acids. The transcript has 6 exons.
CAAGGCUGCAGCUGACGCAACUUAAACUUCACCGCGAACGCGGCUCGGUAAUGAUGCAGAGUCUCAGUCUCAGUCGCAUCGAAUGGCUCGCCAGCCAAUGGUCGAUGACGCCGCUGGCACUCUCUUUAUCGCUCCUCCUCGUCAUUUUAACCUCCUACGUGGCGUAUCAGAGACUGCUCUCCCCGUUCGCCGGGAUCCCCGGCCCGUUUUGGGCGAGCCUUUCCCGGUUGUGGUUGACCUGGCACGCCCGGAAGGGAGACCUGCACACGGUGAUGAUGCGGCUGCAUGAGAAGCAUGGGAAGUUAGUUCGCAUUGCGCCGAGUGAAGUGAGCAUCUCUGACCUGAAUGCCAUCAAGACCAUUUAUGGAGCGGGAUCAAAGUUCCGCAAAUCCAGCUGGUAUAGUGUCUGGCAAGGAAGGCGGGACUACGACCUCUUCGGUGAGCAGGAUGAGCGUGUCCACGCGGCCCAGAGGCGCCUCGUCAGCCGGCCAUACGCCAUGUCAUCCCUGAAACAGCUGGAACCCUAUGUCGACAAUGCCGUGCUUGUGUUUCUGAACAAGCUUGGGGACAUGGCCGGCCAGGUUAUCGACCUGGGAAACUGGUUCCAGCUGUUUGCGUUCGAUGUCAUCGGCGAAAUCACCUUCUCCAAACCGUUUGGCUUCAUGGAUGCGGGCACGGACGAUGGCUCCUUCAAGCCGAUCCAAGACGCGCUGUUCUCCGGGGCCUGGGUCGGUCAGGUCCCGUGGUUGUUCUGGCUGAGCGACUUUCUGUCGCCUGUCAUUGGGCAACGGCUGGCUAUCGCGGGAAGGAACACCAACUGGGUCGCCAAGGUAGUCCGCGAGGUCACUGCCCGGCUCCAGAGUGGCUCGGACUGUCCCGACAUCCUCGGCCAGCUCCUCAAGGUCCACCACGAAAAGCCGCAGCAGUUUAGCGUGUCGAACCUCAUGUCUGUUGCGGGGUCAAAUGUUUUCGCCGGAAGCGACACCACGGCCAUCUCGACUCGCGCCAUCGUGUACAACGUCCUGAAGAACCCGGAGUGCAAGCAGAGACUGCUCGACGAGAUUGACGACUUCCGACGGCGAGGUGAGCUCAGCGACCCCGUCACCAUCGCGGAGGCCGAGAAAAUGCCGUACCUGCAGGCGGUAAUGUACGAGGCCUUGCGUUGCCACCCGGCGGUGGGCAUGACCUUGCCCCGUGUGGUUCCUCCGGAAGGACUCGAGGUCGACGGACACUAUUUGCCCGCUGGCUCCAUUGUCGGAGUCAACCCCUGGGUCGUCCAUCGAAACAAGGAUGUCUAUGGGCAUGAUGCAGACACAUUCAGGCCCGAGAGAUGGCUUAAAGCUGACACGGCAGAUAUGCAUCGCUUUUUCUUUGCCUUCGGUUCCGGAGCGCGAACCUGCAUUGGCAAAAGUGAGUCUCUGCCCGUUGUAUAGAAUGGCACAGGCUCACAUGCUGAGUGGUCUUCCAUUAGAC